Messenger RNA from Cannabis sativa, 1753 nucleotides. Its product is annotated as elongator complex protein 4. Bases 456 to 1547 code for a protein of 363 amino acids. The record is from RefSeq and is a predicted model, not a curated record. The transcript is spliced from 8 exons. Gene Ontology annotation, cellular component: elongator holoenzyme complex; cytoplasm; transcription elongation factor complex. NCBI's taxonomy places the organism in Eukaryota, Viridiplantae, Streptophyta, Magnoliopsida, Rosales, Cannabaceae. Gene Ontology annotation, biological process: tRNA wobble uridine modification.
UAACAAUGAAAAUCUUUGCCUUUCCCUGUUUUUAAUUCAAUAUCUUUAAAUAUAUAUAUAAUUUCCCAAAAAUUAAACAAGUUAGUGUGUAUAUUUUGUUUGAUUAGUUUUCAUUUAAUUUUGUUAUUUUUGUUUAAAAAUUAAUUUAAUCUAAUUUAUUUGGUUCAAUAAUUAAAAACAUGACUAUUUUAAUUUUGGUCAUAUUUAAAAUUGAUGAUAAUUAAAUUUCGAGUGCUUCUUUAAUUUAUUUUGUAAAAUAAAAGGUUCUAAUUAUAACUUAUAGAAACAGUUUUAUAAGAAAAUACAUUCGAGUAAAAAAUAAUAGAGUCAAAAAUGUUAUUAUAAAAUUUUACAUAGGGACAUUUCAUCGAACAGUUGGUCUUCACAGCGCUAGAAAAAUAAUCUGUGGGCUUUCGUUGUUCUGCUAAACGCGAUUGAGAGUACUUGUGGCAGCCAUGGCUGCUUGCAAGACCCGGACAAGCAGCUUCUCUCGCAAUUUUUCAGCCGCUUCAUCUUCUCAAACUCCUGGUCUUAAACAUGGUCCAAAUGGCACAACCUUCAUCUCGUCCGGAAUACCAGACCUUGAUAAGAUUUUAGGUGGUGGGUUUCCUUUAGGAAGCCUAGUUAUGGUGAUGGAAGAUGCAGAAGCACCACAUCAUAUGCUUUUGUUGAGAAAUUUCAUGUCUCAAGGCCUUGUCCACAACCAACCUCUUCUCUAUGCUAGUCCUUCUAAAGACCCUAGAGGAUUUCUGGGUACUUUACCUAGCCCUGGUUCUUCCAAAGACAGCAAGUCUAGUAAGCGUGAGUCUGAACAGGAGAAAGGACUGAGGAUAGCUUGGCAGUACAAAAAGUAUUUUGAUGAAAAUCAGCAUAACUUAGAUAGUAAUAGGGAUAGUAAACAAGAGUUUUGCAAUGAAUUUGACUUACGGAAACCCAUGGAGAGACAAUUUUUGAAUGGAAAGCAGAUAGAUUGUGUCAGCACCCAAGAUGCUCCGAAUCUAGUUGCGCUUCAAGAUCGCUGUGCUGCAUUCUUAUCUCAACUUUCAAGAAACGAUGGCAAUGUUUCUGUUGCUGGUCGCAUUGCAGUUCAGUCAUUUUGUGCUCCACAGUGUGUAUCUUCCACCAUGGAAUGGGACAUGCUUUCCUUUAUUAGAUCUUUAAAAGGGAUGGUGCGGUCUUCAAAUGCAGUGGCUGUUGUGACGUUCCCAUCGACUCUUCUUUCACCAUCUACAUCCAAACGGUUGCAGCACAUGUCAGACACCUUGCUAUCUGUCAAAGCAAUUCCAGAUGAAGACAAGGAAUUGGCAAAACUUCUCACCGGUUACCAAGACAUGGUUGGCCUGCUUAAUGUGCACAAAGUUGCUCGUUUUAAUACACAGGUUCCAGUGAUUCUUGAGGCAACUACACUGUCAAUAAAGUUACAGAAGCGAAGAUUUUUGGUCUUGGAAUGUCUUAAUCAAGCCCCAAUUGAUGGUUCGAGUGGGGCUUCAUACGGCUCAUCUGGUAGUUGUUCAGGGUCCUCUAAGACGGGGAGUCUUGAUUUCUAGGUUCUAGCUUAAACUUACUGAUAGUUAUCAAUUUAUACCUCAACAUAUCCCCAAGUGCUGCAUUGUUCUUUCAUUUCUUUUUCUUGCUUUCAUAAAUGCUUUCAAAAUUUUAGGACUAUUUUUGGUGAACGAAAAUUAACAAAAGAAAUCAAGCACAUCAUACACGUUUACAUAUUCAUAAGAAUCACAACAUAGUUGUUUUAAAA